Messenger RNA from Linum trigynum, 1601 nucleotides. Lineage: Eukaryota; Viridiplantae; Streptophyta; Magnoliopsida; Malpighiales; Linaceae. The record is from the annotation of a GenBank genome assembly.
GAACCAGAGGAAGAGAACAUGUGAACUCCAAUUCCAAUUACAAUGAUACAUCCCAUGUUGUUGCUUCUGUUCUGUCACCCACAUUGACCCCAAAAGAGAAAAAUAAUAGACAACUAGACAAGCAAGCAAAAAGAGAACACACAGAGCACAAAGCCUGAGUGCCCCAAUCCUGACAUCCUACAACAGUCUCCUUUCUUUUCCUUCUUCCCCACAAUACACAUUUCUCAAAACCCCUCUUUCUACUUUCCUCUCUGCCUGCCUCUCUCUUCCUUGUUCAUUAAUCACUUCCCACAGCCAUAUAUGCAUAUUUAUUGAGCUAAUUAUGAACCACUCUGAAACCUGGAAACCCCCAACAACACUGAGAUUAUGAUGAUGAUGAUUCCAACAAUGAUGAAGAUGAACCACAACCACCAUCACACAACUGUUUCCUCAACCUCCAUGCCUUCUCAUCUUCUCUUCUCCUUCUUCUUCUUACUGUUUCCCCUGCUGUUACUCACUCAGCCUUGCCAUUCCUCCACCACCAUUCUCGUCGAUGGUGUCUCUCCAUGGAACAACCCUUCCGUGUACAUUGGAGACUCUGUCAUCUUCAAGCACAAGUACGGCUACAACCUCUACAUCUUCCAGAGCUUCAGCGCUUUCACGCUCUGCAACUUCAGCCAGGCCACUCUGCUCACGAACCCCAACUCCCCUUCCCAUUCCUACUCGUGGCACACUUCCCGCCCUGGGUUCUUCUACUUUGCCUUCUCCAACGGGUCCUCCUCCUCGUCGUGCGACGAGCAAUACUCCCAGAAGCUCGCCAUCAAGGUCUCGCCCCAGUCUCCGGCGCCUGAAUUUCCUCCCACCGCGGCGGCUCCGGCGUCUCCGAUUUCAGGGGGAGUAGUGUCGUCUUCUCCUGCGUACCCGUGGCCCUUUCAGCCGCGGGAGAAGAGUGCUGCUGCUUGGGCGCCGGCGCCGGAGCCAAGUGCCUCCCCAGGCGGCGUUUAUGGAGGUGCUAGCGCUCCGAUGAGGGUUCCGAAGAUGUUGCCGGACAAAGGAGAUGGAAUGCCGUUCAUAAAUAGCAAUCCGGCGGUCCCUCUGCCGACAGGGGAAGUGGAUUCCACCACUAUCCGUCCUUUGCCCACUUCGGCUAGUGCUGGCCACCAACAGAUGAUGAGGUGGAGGAAGAGUUCAAUUGGUGCAGAAAUUGUUGGUCUUUGGGGUGUGUUCUUGCUGCUGUGAAAAGAUAUAACUAAGGGGCCAAAGCACUGUUGCUUUCCCAUCUUUUAACUAUUAUGUAAUGUGAUAUGCCUAUUCUAGUGGUAGACAGAUGGAUGAUUUGUAUGGAAAAGAUUAGUAGGAAAAGUGGUGUUUGUAUAUUUGAGAAUGGCUAAAAAAGAGGGUCCAAAGUGGCUUUGCAGAGGGAUGAGUGAGUGUGAUUAUAAUGAUGAUUUUGGUGAUAAGUGGGCUUUAGGAAUCAUUUGGUACUUUUGGCCCCUCCCUUUGGUUUCCUUUUCAGAUUUCACCUUGAUUCAUAGUUUAUUUCCUUUUUGGCCCCAUCUUCUUUAAUUGUGGUUAUAGUACACACAAGACACGAGAGAAAAAAAUAAAGCGAUUGUAAUGCG